CUGGCUCGCCGGGCUGCCCCGGCUGCCCCGGCGCGUCGGCUGGGGACGGUCGGGGAGCCACAGCCGCCAUGCGACGUUGUACCGCGCGCCCGCUCAGCCGCCGCCUGGUGCUGCUGCUGCUGGUGGUGCUGGUGCUGCUGCUGGCGAUGCUGCUGCUGGACAAGCCCACAGGCAAUCCCUGGCUCACAGGCAUGGCUAGCUGGACCAACAUCCCGGACACCAACAAAGCACACUGGCCACCCUUCGGCGAUUACCACCACCAGUCCAACGGCAAGUAUGUCAGGGCAGCUUCGCUGGAGGCUGCUCCUCACUCUUCACGCGCGGCUCCCGCGGCAGCUACGCCCACCCAGCCGCCGCUGGUCGGCGCCGCCCCCGGUCCACCCGCGCAGGGGCAGCCGGACCCUGAGCGGUCCGGUCCAACUGCGCAGGGGCAGCCGGACCUCAACCGGCCGGUCGCCGUCGAGGCCACUGCGGUCAGGAGCCAGUCCCAGACGCAAGAGCCGCCGCUGCCCGCGGCGCCCUUUGAGGAGGCGCUGCGGGUCGUCCGCCAGGGUCUGGAGACGGACAACAGCACUAUGGCGAUACCGCUGGCGGCUUUCACGGGCCGUGCCGUGGCCGACGCCGCGGUGCGCAAGGUGCUGGUGGUGUCCACGUGGAGGAGCGGCAGCUCGUUCCUCGGCGACAUGCUCGCCUCGCAACCCCUUGCGUUUUACCUGUUCGAACCGCUGUUACUGCUCAAGUCUGCCGAAGCUGCCACCGGCGUCGUGACCAGCGCCGAGCGUCGGGUUGCCAUGCUUGGCCAGCUCCUGCGCUGCGACUACAGCGGGGCGACGAAGGAGCGCAGAGAGCUGGAGCUCGUACACGGCAGCAGCGUCAGCAUCCGGGAGGCCUGCAGACGCUUCCCGGACGCCUGCGCCAGCCGACGCUUCCUCGAGGCCGCCUGCGCCAUGCACCCCGUGCGCAUCGCCAAGACGGUGCGCAUGCGGAUGCGCUACCUGGAGCCGCUGCUGCGCGAGGAGCCGCGGCUGCGCGUCGUGCUGCUCGUCCGCGAUCCGCGCGCCGUCGUGCGUUCGCGCAGACGGAUUGCCUGGUGCCAGAACCAGUGCGCGUCAAUAAGCUCUCUGUGCGCCUGGCAGGAGGAGAGCCUGCUGGAGGUGCAGCAGCUCGAGCGCCAGUUCCCGGGUCAGUUGCUUACCGUGCGCUACGAGGAGCUGGCGCAGAGCGUAGCGCACGGCGCACGCCGCCUGUUCGCGUUCUUGGGUGUGCCUCUGGAGGAAUCGAGCGUGCGCUUCCUGCUGCAGCACUCCGGCCAGGAGAGAGAGGUGGCAGAGGUGCUGCUGGGCAGGCCCGGCCGGCCGCUCGCGCAAAACGCCGACCGCUUAGUGCCAGCCGGGGAAAGGCGCACAGUUCGGUCAAGAACUCGCUGCAGGUCGCCAACGAGUGGAGGCGGACAAUGGGUCUGACGGCGGUGCGCGUCAUCCAGCGGCAGUGUAAGGGAGCUCUCGGCCUACUGGGCUACCGGCGGUUUGAGACUCAGGCUGAGCUUAGAAACCUCACUCUACCUCUGGAAAGUUGACGUGGGUUAUGUGGCGCACAUGGGCGCAAUGAUGCCGUUGCAGAUGUAAAGCACCAGGCGUGUUCACAGCAAGCGUCAGACGCAUUUGGUCUCGCGCCUUUCCUUACCGGAUGUUGUGAGCACGCGUUGGACGCACCAUUUAAUUCGUUGCGUCUUGCGGACCGCUUAGCGGAGCAUAUGGCCAUAUCGAUGUGUGAACCCGGGUGCGUGUUCCACUCGGCGGGUGGUUUGUGUUCCACAGCACUGGAACCCCACCAGCGGAGUCGGCUAAUGGUGGUUGACGGGCGGUGCGAAGAAUGCUAUUAUUUAAGCUUGAUGUCAGCUUUUGCUUCUUGCAUUCGAGGCCCAUCGGUGAUGUUUGGCUAAAGAAUCAGGAAUUAUCCACUGGGCUUUAAUUAGCUCUUUGGGUAGUUUGGCUUCAGGGCGUGAGUAGUCAGCUAAACCAUGCGUGCAAAAACAGAGUGGAUAAAAACACAUUGGAGUUGGUAGAGGUUGCUGGAAUGAUACAAAUCAAGCCGAUAAACAGCCCGGGCAAGGGGCAACAGCGAAACUUUAGCCGACAUCAUAUGACGCAGCAGGCCGCGCACCUAGUCUGCAUCGUCAUCUUCUAUCCGACAGGAACAUAUCUCGUCAACCAACCACCUGACCGUAAGAGAUUGCGGAUCAACAGCGCUGCCAUAUCUACCGUGCAUUACCAUGACCCCGAGCACCCCCUUAGCCUCGUUACCCUCGGCCGAAGCGAGAAGGCCAAAGUCGUUAUGACCCUCCCGCAGCUCUUUUUCGGCGACUUUGACCACAUCCGUGUUUUUUUACCGCCCCGGAAACCACUGUUUGUGCGAGAACACAAUGAUCACCACGGUAUAUUUUUUUACGUUUGCAUCGCUUGGCCGUUCUCAGAACUCUUGCUUCCUCGGAAACCUUGGCCUUUUAGUUGUCCUCGACCAUCCAAAUAAAAUUGUAUUUUCAUUGCUUUCACCCCGACCCCUUCGGUCUCUGCGCCCCCGGACCGUAGUCGUGCCUAUGGCCGUUUCAGCGUCCAUUGACCAUCUCGGUUUCCACUGUCUGUCGUAUAUCACUUGACUACCUCGGCAGUCGGGACCUUCGACCGUCUCGCAGUUUAUCAUCUGUCCCUUGUUCACAAGACUGCGACGGAGAUCCCCGGCGUGCUUGAGUUUCCGGAGUAAUUGGGUUACUCGAGGCCCCUUGGGGCUCUCAGACAGCUGGCUAUCUGUACUUUGGCCCUAGACAGUCUUAAGAGCCGCUUACCGUUUCGUGGUCCUAUGGCGGGGGGG
This is a messenger RNA of Pollicipes pollicipes, 2868 nucleotides long. Its product is annotated as carbohydrate sulfotransferase 3. The record is from RefSeq and is a predicted model, not a curated record. The transcript is spliced from 2 exons. Gene Ontology annotation, biological process: N-acetylglucosamine metabolic process; sulfur compound metabolic process. NCBI's taxonomy places the organism in Eukaryota, Metazoa, Arthropoda, Thecostraca, Pollicipedomorpha, Pollicipedidae. Bases 69 to 1463 code for a protein of 464 amino acids. Gene Ontology annotation, molecular function: N-acetylglucosamine 6-O-sulfotransferase activity.